CCCUAAAAGAGAUUCCUCUAAUUAUCCUUUUCCUUUUCUGGGAUAAUUUGAUAAAGUAAAAAGAUAUAAAUAGAAGAAGUGAAACUUAUUCUAAGUUCAAGAUCAUGUUCGCACUUGAUCGGAUUACCAAAACAACCUGAACGAUUAACACAAGCCAUUUCUGCAUUAAUGUAAUUGACCCUUUUUGCAUGGGAAUUAAUAUGUCUGCUUCUUCUUCUUAUUCUGAAUUGAAUUCUCCUUCGUACUACUGUUUCAACAUAAAGCCUAUUUAUACCCAGAUCCUUUUAGCAUCUUGCAUUGGAUUAAUCCUUUCAGCGGCUGUGUAUUAUCGGCUCAAGAAUUUCCGAAACCAGAAGAUCAUUCCACGUAUUGAUGUUUCGCGUACCAGGAAGGUCCUCAAGUUUGAAAAUUUUUCCCAUAAUGUAGCUAGACAAAUGGGAUUUGCAGAUAGAAGAGAGUGUCCGCAUAUGUGUAAGCUAGCUACUGAGUACAUAAUAAAAUCAGAAGGGUGUGAAGAAGAUAUGUAUAGCUACUUUUCUAAUGAACCAGAUGCUGAUUCGCUGUUUAUAAAACUUGUUGAAGAGUUUGAGAGAUGCAUCCUCAGUUACUUCGCUUUCCAUUGGAGUCAGGUUCCAUAUAUGAUGAGCCAGGUAUUGAGUGCUGAUCACUUUGAGCCCAAAAAGAAGCUCCAAAACAUUGUCAUGGCUGCUACUAGGGAACAAAGAUUUGAAAGGGUGACAAAGAAUCUGAAGGUUGCAAGAGUUCUUACUACCUUAGUUGAGGAGAUGAAAGCAAUAGGACUUGUUUCUUCAGAUGAUUCACAGUGCACAGAUGUGAUGGUGCCAAUGGCUCACAAAGAUAGAAGCCCUGUCCUCCUCUUUAUGGGUGGUGGCAUGGGUGCUGGGAAAAGCACCGUGCUCAAGGACAUUCUCAAAGAACCAUUCUGGAUUGGAGCUGCAGCUAAUGUUGUUGUGAUAGAAGCAGAUGCCUUCAAAGAAUCAGAUGUUAUUUACAAAGCUCUUAGCUCCAGGGGACAUCAUGACAUGCUGCAAACUGCUGAACUGGUACAUCAGUCAUCAACAGAUGCAGCAUCAUCCCUGCUUGUAACAGCACUCAAUGAAGGAAGGGAUGUGAUCAUGGAUGGCACGCUGUCAUGGAUACCCUUUGUAGUGCAGACAAUAACCAUGGCUAGAAACGUUCACCGGCGCCGCUACCGCAUGGGGCCCGGUUACAAAAUAGAGGACGAUGGAAGUGCUACUGAAAACUACUGGGAACAGAUUGAUGAAGAACAAGAAACUGAUGGAAUUAGAAAGAGAAGACCUUAUAGAAUAGAAUUGGUUGGAGUUGUCUGUGAUGCUUAUUUAGCCGUCGUUAGAGGCAUAAGGAGAGCUAUCAUGUGUAGGAGAGCUGUUCGGGUAAACUCACAACUUAAGUCACACAAGAGAUUUGCUAGAGCAUUCAAUACAUACUGUCAGCUUGUGGAUAAUGCAAGGUUAUAUUCCACUAAUACUUUGGAAGGCCCCCCUAAGUUGAUAGGAUGGAAGGAUAGAGACAGGACAUUGUUGGUGGACCGUGAUGAGAUAGAUGUAUUGGAUGUGGUAGGGAGGUUGAACGAAGGAGCUGACUCCAUAUAUGAACUUUACAAGAACCCUCAUCCAGCUUAUCAAUCUGGCUCAGUUUGGAAAGAUAUUGUCAUGUCACCUUCUAGAUUGAACAUUCAGAAGGAACUCAAGUAUUCUAUUCAAAAAGUUGAAAGAAUGAAACCCUGAGUUAAUAAUGAUUCUUCAAAGCCUUCCUCUUUGUACAACUGUUAUAUCAACCUUCAGUUUCUUUUUUUUUUUUUUUUGGUUUUACCAUCCAUUUUUGAAGGUCACUGGCCCAACCAAUCUUGAUUCAAGCCGCGGCUAAAGGGGGAAGCAGUCUCCAUUCUGAGGCCUCAUUACUGAACCUAGCUUCAGCUCUUUUGUGUCUCAGGCUUUGUAGUCUUGACGGUCACAUCGAGUUGUAGGUUUGAUAGAUGAAAGCUGAGACCUCAUGUAAAGAAUACUUGUGUCUUUAUUUGUUUGUGUGUACCACGUCCCCAAUAGUUAAUGUAUGUUACAAUAACUGGAAAUAUACAUGCCGGAUAAAGUUCAAACA
Molecule: messenger RNA, 2139 nt
Organism: Nicotiana tabacum (common tobacco)
Lineage: Eukaryota; Viridiplantae; Streptophyta; Magnoliopsida; Solanales; Solanaceae
Product: calmodulin calcium-dependent NAD kinase-like
Molecular function (GO): kinase activity; ATP binding
Source: RefSeq, a predicted model, not a curated record